Messenger RNA from Pelmatolapia mariae (spotted tilapia), 1091 nucleotides. It is a transcript of the gene baalcb, whose product is annotated as BAALC binder of MAP3K1 and KLF4 b. The coding region runs from base 546 to 1091 and encodes 181 amino acids. The transcript is spliced from 6 exons. Gene Ontology annotation, cellular component: cytoplasm. Lineage: Eukaryota; Metazoa; Chordata; Actinopteri; Cichliformes; Cichlidae. The record is from RefSeq and is a predicted model, not a curated record.
ACGCUUUAACAUACACCGCUCCUCCACAGAUCCGCCGUUCAGUGUGUUUACAGGAGGAUGAAUGAAGAGGCUGGUGGUGCAGCAGCGUGCGGACGCGCAGCGUGUUACCGGCUGUGCUCGUGUCGCUAGUAUUAUUAUUAUUAUUAUUAACAGUGUGUUACUGGUUUGACUGGCAGACGACACACUGGAAAAGCACCGAGGCAAGACAAAAACCCGACUUUCCAGCAUCCCAGCGCUCUCCACCUACAUGAUCUGAAGGGGGGGCUAAAUAAGUUAAACAGGACGGUAUAAAGAGCCCGAAGGCCUGACUGCGAACGGCUAAUUCAGUGUCUGAAAAUUUGAACACGGUCUCCCUGGUCUACUUAAUAAUCAGAAGAUGCUGCUUAAACAAACCUAAACAUAGCUGAGUUAACACAGGGUGGGACCACAUAAUCUGCUCUCUGAAGGAUAGAAGUUGAUGCAUACUAACUGUAUGAGGGCCCUCAGCUUCUCCCACAGCUGUGUGCUGUGCUUGUGAAUCUUUUUGAGCUGGGAAGUGAAGAGCCAUGGGCUGUGGGGGCAGCAGAACUGACGCUUUGGAGCCUCGCUACCUGGAGAGCUGGACAAAAGAGACGGAGUCGACAUGGCUGACGAGCACAGACACAGAUAUCCCCUUGUCAUCCAUCCAGAGCAUCCCCUCUGAGAACUCAGAGGCUGGCUUCACUUCUGAGAAAACAAUCAGCCCUGUUCCAGAUUUCUUUGAAGACGGCCUCCCGCCACCGGCUCAGGCCUACCUAAAGGUCUGCUCGGCCAUGUCUGAAGCCAGCCUGAACGAUGUGAAACCCAGCAGCACACCAGCAGCACUGGGCUCUCCGCGGCAGGACACAACGAUGCCUUCUUCUGGAACCACAGUGCAGCGCAGAAGUGUUUUGCACACUGAAGAGAUCACAAAAUGGCAGGACAAUCGGAUGUCGACCAAGCAGGUGACCAUUACAGUCACCCAGAGCAUCCACCAGGUGGACAAGAACGGGAAGGUGAAGAAGUCCCUCACGACAUAUGAGGUCAUGAAACCAGUGGAAGCUAUUAAACAGGUGGCAACACAAAACACCUGA